Messenger RNA from Melospiza georgiana, 3141 nucleotides. RefSeq lists its product as uncharacterized. Gene Ontology annotation, molecular function: RNA-DNA hybrid ribonuclease activity; nucleic acid binding. The transcript has 7 exons. The record is from RefSeq and is a predicted model, not a curated record. NCBI's taxonomy places the organism in Eukaryota, Metazoa, Chordata, Aves, Passeriformes, Passerellidae. Gene Ontology annotation, biological process: viral process.
AUGGCGAAGAAUUUAGAUAUUGAUUGGGAGGAUAUAGAAGUGAUGCUGUCGGAGCUGACAGAUACAGAAAGGGAGCUUGUGUUGGAAACAGGGAGACAACAUGCUCAAGUGUUACCGGGGAGAAUAGAAGAUAAUUUUCCCAGCAGUAAACCAGAAUGGGACCCAGUAUGGGCUACGGAUAUACCUGGAAAAUCAAAACGAGCGACACCGAUUGUUGUCGAACUUAAGGUCGGGGCAAGACCAGUGGUAAGGAAACAAUACCCUCUGAGGAUAGAAGACAGAAAGGGAAUUGAGCCCAUAAUCAAAAGGUUUUUAGAACUGGGGUUAUUGGUAGAAUGUGAAUCGGAUUUUAAUACACCGAUCUUGCCAGUAAAGAAACCUAAUGGAACGUAUAGGCUCGUUCAGGAUCUGAGGGCAGUAAACGAAAUAACCAAGACAUUACACCCGGUGGUUGCUAAUCCAUAUACGCUUUUAACUAGGCUAAAGGAUAGCCUGGCCUGGUUCACCGUAUUAGAUUUGAAAGACGCAUUCUUCUGCCUUCCCUUAGCCCCCGAGAGUCAAAGGAUUUUUGCCUUUGAGUGGGAAUCAGUAGAUAGGGGGAGAAAGACCCAACUUACCUGGACACGGUUGCCCCAAGGCUGGUCUAACUCGCCCACGAUCUUUGGGAAUCAGUUAGCCAAAGAAUUAGAACAAUGGGAAGGGCCGCCGGGAGAUGGCGCCCUCCUGCAGUACGUAGACGACCUCCUAAUAGCGACAGUGACGGAGGAAGAAUGCAUUGAAUGGACUAUUUCCUUGUUGAAUUUCCUGGGUUUAAGUGGAUAUCGAGUCUCUCAACAGAAAGCACAACUGGUGCAAAAGGAAGUGGUGUACCUGGGAUACGAAAUCUCCAGAGGACAGCGAUCCCUGGGAGCAGCCAGGAAAGAGGCCAUCUGCCAGAUGCCCAAACCAGAGACGGUGAGAGACCUGCGCGCCUUUCUGGGGAUGACAGGUUGGUGUCGGCUAUGGAUCUACCAGUAUGGGAUACUCGCUAAACCAUUGUAUGAUUUGCUAAAGGAAACCAAGAAUGUCCUAGUUUGGACUCCCAAGGCGGAAGGGGCCUUUAAGAGGCUGAAGCGGGAGCUGAUGAGAGCACCAGCCUUAGGUCUCCCAGAUGUGUCAAAACCAUUCUGGCUAUUUUCCCAUGAGCGGCAAGGGAUGGCCCUAGGAGUACUAGCACAGCAGUUGGGACCACACAAGAGAGCUGUGGCCUAGUUCUCCAAGCGAUUGGAUGAAGUAAGUAGAGGAUGGCCAGGCUGUCUGAGGGCAGUGGCCGCAGUGAUAAUUAACAUAGAGGAGGCCACGAAGCUCACGCUGGGCCGAAAGGUGACUGUGUUAGUAUCCCACACUGUGUCAGCUGUGCUGGAACAGAAAGGCAACCAUUGGUUGUCGCCUUCCAGAUUCUUAAAGUACCAGGCCAUCCUGGCUGAAUCAGAUGAUGUAACCAUUCAGGUAACUAAUAUUGUGAACCCAGCUUCAUUCUUAGAAGGAAGAGCCCCAGCAGAACCCAUCGAACAUGACUGCCUGGAAACAAUUGAAGCCGUCUACUCCAGUCGCCCAGAUCUCAAAGAAGAACCGUUCGAAGACGCGGACAACUGGUUUUCGGAUGGCAGCAGCUUCGUGAAGCAAGGAGUAAGAAUGGCUGGCUAUGCAGUCACCACUACAGAAAGGGUAAUUGAGUCAAACCCCCUGCCUCCAGGGACUUCAGCUCAAAAGGCAGAGCUGAUAGCUCUGACCCGAGCCCUGGAAUUAGCAGAGAACAUGCAAAUUAAUAUAUGGACAGACUCUAAAUAUGCCUUUUCUGUCGUACAUGCUCAUGGAGCCAUCUGGAAAGAAAGAGGACUGUUGACUACACAAGGAAAAACAGUCAAACAUGCAGAAGAGGUUCUGCGACUGCUGGAGGCGGUCCAACUCCCAACACAGGUGGCCAUAAUGCAUUGCAAGGGGCAUUUGAAAGGCAAUACUAUUCCAGAAAUAGGGAACAGGAAGGCAGAUACAGAAGCUAAAUUGGCGGCCACAAGAAAUAGGGAAGCGGAAAUAGCGGCCCUAAUACCAGGGGAGCUGGAUAUCAAUAUCCAGCCAGAUUACCAAGAAUCAGAUCAUAGGUGGAUUCAAAGGAAUAAGGGCAAAAUACUAGAAAAUGGUUGGGGUCGAUUAGAAACAGGACAGUUAGUGAUACCAGGAAACGUGAUGUGGCAGUUUGUGAAGGCAGAACAUGAGAAGGCCCAUUGGGGCCUAGAUUCGCUUUACCAAUAUUUGCAGACCAGAAUAGCAGGACCAAAAUUAUUUACUACUAUAAAACACGUUACGUCCCAGUGUGAACGGUGUCUGAAGAACAACCCGAAUACAGGAACCAAAGUACACCAAGGAGCCAUAAACCGAGGUAAAUUCCCAGGUGAGCUGACUCCAAAUCACAAGAAAUGUGCCAACUCUGCCAAAGAGAUGCAGACAUGCCCCGGCUCUGCCGUGCUCGUCCCCGCCAAGUCUGGCCCGGGCUGGGGCCACGCUGCCGCUGCCCGCCGGGCUCAGCGUCAGCACCUUCCCUGCCAAGCCGAGCACCUGGUGAACAGCCCCCGUGUCCGCUCCGUGCGCUGGGACAGCCGGGCCCAGGGGCUGCUCAUUGACCUCUCCCUCUUCCAGUGGGCGCUGCUCAGCCUGUGUGAUGCUCUGUACUCCUUCCAAGCCACACAGUUCUGCAGCUUCGUGCUCCAGCUCCACUGCUUCAGCUUCCACAGGGUGCCGGGCUGGCCACCCCAGAAACUUCACCCCCAGCACUCCAGCUGCCAGUGUAGGUUCUGCAGCAUGGACAGCCACAGCUGGCUGUGGAAUAUUCCUGGGGAAGAGGAAUUGCCACCACCAGAUCUGGACAUGGUGCUUGAGACACCGGAGGAGAUAUUUUCUCCCUCUGCUCAGGGCAAUAUUAUUGUUGCCCCUGAGUCUUCAGGAGGGGAGCCUGUGGGCAGAGCGGCAGCAGGGGGAGCUUUGCCUGGCACCGAGAGCUGCAGGAACAAUUCCCAGGAGCCCGAGGAGCUUGAUUUCCACCUGAUCUGCCUUGCCAGGAGGGCUGUCCUGCGUGGGAAGAAGGAUCAGAGGGAGAGCCUGUGA